AUGAAUAUAAAACAGAGGAAAAAUUUUUUAUUAGAGUUUAUGUUUAGAGGGCACUAUGUUGAUAAAAACUUUUUAUCUUUUAUUAAAUUAUUGCAGUGUUUUAUUUUUUUUUACCGGGGCGUAUGCACCCCGAUCCAAAACCUCUUUAUCUCUAAAUUCUUUAUCCAUUUCUUCUAUCCACUUUCAUUAAUUUUCAUUUUUCUUAAACUAUCUGUCGACUUUAAUAUUAAUCCAGCAUAA
Messenger RNA from Vairimorpha ceranae, 240 nucleotides. RefSeq lists its product as hypothetical. The coding region runs from base 1 to 240 and encodes 79 amino acids. The transcript has a single exon. The record is from RefSeq and is a predicted model, not a curated record. Lineage: Eukaryota; Fungi; Microsporidia; Nosematidae.